Phialemonium atrogriseum is the source of this 1403-nucleotide messenger RNA. Its product is annotated as nucleolar essential protein 1. Lineage: Eukaryota; Fungi; Ascomycota; Sordariomycetes; Cephalothecales; Cephalothecaceae. The record is from RefSeq and is a predicted model, not a curated record. The transcript is spliced from 2 exons. Gene Ontology annotation, cellular component: nucleolus; small-subunit processome. The coding region runs from base 348 to 1100 and encodes 250 amino acids. Gene Ontology annotation, molecular function: rRNA (pseudouridine) methyltransferase activity; rRNA binding. Gene Ontology annotation, biological process: rRNA base methylation.
ACUUUGCAACUUGGCCGACGGCAGCGUUUGGAGCCUGCAGCUGCAAUAUGUCUUCUCCCGAACAUCGAGCAGGCAAGCGACCGCGUAAGUUGCUAUGCUUUCUGCCUGGCGGGCGUUGGCCAUUUCCUGUUCUUUCCUGUUGGGAGCCGACUCCAGCCUGAUCUGGCCUCCAGCGAGUCAAACAACAAGUUGUGUGGGCCUUGGAGUGGAUGGAAGCAUUGAACCUCUGAAUUUUGACACUCUUAAUACCCCACCAUCCCCUGGUGUUUUCAGGCUUGGGCCGGCAUCCGUCCUUCCUGCGUAUAUGCUCCGCGACUCUGCCUUCUCGAUUUUAACAUCGCUUUUCAAUGGCAGGAACCCAGUCGCUCCCACCACCGGCCUUGCCGCAGCUGGUCGCAGAGCAACAUGUUGCCAUCGUCCCGACCGACAAAGAUACCAAACGGCUGGUUGUGGUGCUCUCCAAUGCCAGCCUCGAGACCUACAAGGCGUCUCACGGAGGAAGCGGGCGUCCGGGCGCGGUGAGGGACGACAAAUACUCGUUGCUUAACUCGGACGAGCACAUCGGUGUCAUGCGGAAGAUGAACCGAGACAUCAGCGAUGCCCGACCAGACAUCACCCACCAGUGCCUGCUCACUCUCCUGGAUUCGCCCGUAAACAAGGCGGGGAAGCUCCAGAUCUACAUCCAGACUGCCAAGGGCGUCCUAAUCGAGGUAUCGCCGUCGGUUCGCAUCCCCCGCACUUUCAAGCGAUUCGCCGGCCUGAUGGUACAACUCCUCCACCGCCUCUCCAUCAAGUCGGUCAACUCGCAGGAGAAAUUGCUCAAGGUCAUCGCCAACCCGAUCACGGAUCACCUGCCACCCAACUGCCGAAAGAUCACCCUGAGCUUCGACGCCCCCCUCGUGCAUGUCCGCGAAUAUAUCGACACCCUCGGCGCCUCAGAGUCUAUCUGUGUUUUCGUUGGCGCCAUGGCCAAGGGUUCGGACAAUUUUGCUGACAACUACGUGGACGAAAAGGUCUCGAUAAGCAACUACAGCUUAUCGGCUAGCGUCGCGUGUAGCAAGUUCUGCCAUGCUGCAGAGGAUGCGUGGGGAAUCCUUUAGCGCCUCGAAGCACUCUGGAUGAUGGAUAAUCGAGAGCUUGCGCGUUGGAGAGAGGUCUUCGGGGUGAGAGUUGCUCAACGGCUCUCUAGGGCUUUCGAUGUGAAAGUCGGGGCUUCAUUGGUCGUAUCCGCGAUACAACAUCGCGGAUGGUGGCUGAUGGCCUCGAGAGCUUGGGUCGUCUGUGCUUGCGCUGUCGUUGUUUUUACAACCAAAACAUGGGGCGUUCAACAACGGAUCCAAGACGCUUUCGUCGUCUUCGGGAACCACUUCAACCUGGUUCCUUUUCCCUUUGUUCCCGUUUAU